Messenger RNA from Eremothecium sinecaudum, 1305 nucleotides. It is a transcript of the gene SWD1, whose product is annotated as COMPASS subunit protein SWD1. NCBI's taxonomy places the organism in Eukaryota, Fungi, Ascomycota, Saccharomycetes, Saccharomycetales, Saccharomycetaceae. Bases 1 to 1305 code for a protein of 434 amino acids. The record is from RefSeq and is a predicted model, not a curated record. Gene Ontology annotation, molecular function: protein binding. Gene Ontology annotation, cellular component: Set1C/COMPASS complex. The transcript has a single exon.
AUGGCAAAUCGGUUGCUACAAGAUCCAUUUAGUGUACUUAAAGAAUACCCAGAGAAGCUCACCGAUAAUUUUAAAAUCCCAUUCCAAGGGGAAUGUUUGCGAUUUAGUCAUGGAGGAGAUUAUCUUGCUGUAGGAUGCUCUAAUGGAUCAGUUGUGAUUUACGAUAUGGAUACAAAAAAACCAAUUUCAAUGUUGGGAAAUAGAGGUGGCCCACACGUAAGGUCUGUUCAGUCGAUAUCAUGGUCCCAAUGUGGGAGGUUCAUUUGGACUUGUUCUAGUGACUGGAGUGUGAAAAUGUGGGAUUUGCAAACUCCAGGUGUAUGCUAUAAGGAAUAUAGAUUUGAUGGACCUGUAUGGAUGUGCAAAGCUUUACGUGCAAGAUCUAGAAGUUGUUUAGCUAUGGCUUAUGAGCAUAAAAAUGCGUUUCUUUUGGAUUUCUCUGGGGAAGAGGUAAUUAAGCUAGAAAUAAAAGACGCUUUCUCCGGUGAGGUAGAGGAUAGCGACGUAGAUUACGGUUAUACAUUAGUAACAUGCGUGCAUUCGACUCUGAAUGACAUAAUACUUACUGGUACUUCCAAAGGCUGGCUUAUAGUAUACCGCAUACUGCGAGGCGAUGAGGGAUUUAAAUGCAUUAAAAGAACAAGAAUUGGACACACUAAUAUUAAACACAUAGAGGUAGUGCCAUAUGGUGAUAGGAUGGCUAUAAAUUGCUCGGACAGAACUAUAAGACAGUAUUCGUUGCAUAUCGACGAAGGCUCUUCUGAAGUUGUUCUAGAACUAGAACACAAAUACCAGGACGUUAUAAAUAAGCUACAAUGGAACUCCAUAGCGUUUAGCAAUCACUCUGGGGAAUAUCUGGUAGCCUCAGCACAUGGUUCAUCUGCUCAUGACUUAUACCUAUGGGAGACGGCCUCAGGAACACUUGUUCGAGUUUUGGAAGGCCCUGACGAGGAACUACUCGCCAUUGACUGGAACUUCUACAAUAUGUGUAUUGCAAGCAAUGGCUUAGAGUCUGGAAAUGUUUAUAUAUGGUCUAUUGUAAUUCCACCAAAAUGGAGUGCGUUAGCGCCGGACUUUGAAGAAAUUGACGAGAAUGUUGAAUAUCAAGAAAAAGAGAAUGAGUUUGACCAAUUAGAUGAAUUCGGCUAUCAACAAGUACAAGAAGAAGCAGAGGAAGUACAUAUAGAUUUAAAAAGUAAAGAGAAGUACGAUGUCCGAGGAAAUGAUUUAUCACUUGAUAAGUUUAUUAUUCCGACUGACUACGAAGGCAUUCUAAUGAUGAAAAAAUUACAGUCUAUUGGUUAA